AUGGCUUACCACUUGUUCAAAAAAUUACAAAAGGUUAGCAGCAAAGAGAAUAAACAAAAGAACGAAAAGAAAAAUGAUGAUAUUGAUGAAUGGAUAAAAUAUUUGAAUGAAAAUAGUAAAAAAGAAAAAUUGUUGGAGGAACGCGAUAGUGAUACAAGCAAGGAUGAUAAAAAUAGUAGUUAUAUUAAUGAAUAUGUAGAAUAUUUGAAUAAAGUUUUAAAAUAUACAGAAUGUAUAAAAAAUAAAAAAGAUAUCGAAGAGAAUAGGAAUGAAACUAAUAAAGAUGAUAUAUAUGGUAUGAAUAAUGAAGAUGAACACACAAAAAUUAAAAUAAAUAUGAAUAUAAAUAUGAAUGAUGAUAUUGAUAAAGGUUGUAGUUAUAAUGUUAAUAAUAAAUCGCCAUAUAUUAAAAAAAUUUGUAAAAUAUUAUAUAUUAUUGAAAUAUAUAACAAUUUUAAAAAUGAUUCAAAUAAAUGUGAUAUAUGUAUUAAAAAUAAUGUGUUUGUUAUAUUUGAAGAUAUAUUUUUAAAUAGUUUAGAGAUAUUAAAUAAAUUAUUAUCUUUAAAUAAAGAUAUGUUUUUAAAAAAAAAUAUAAAAAUAGAUUGUAAUCAAUUAAAAGAGUAUAUAAAUAAUAUUAAUAUAUUACUUACUGAAACAAAUAAUGGAGAAUUAUUUUUUUCUCUUUUUUUCUUAGAAGCCGAGAAUUCUAGUUCCAUAUUUUUAAUAUAUGAAAUAAUAUUAAUUCUUCAGAAAAUAUAUAUAUAUGAUAAUAUUAAUUUUUAUUUAUAUGUACAUAACAAUAUUAUAUAUUCAAAUAAUGUAAAUUCAUCUUAUUAUUAUAAUAUCUAUUCAUUGAAGUGUUUACAAAUAUUGUAUCAUGAUUAUUAUAAAGAUAAGACACAAAUUUAUGAUGAAGACUUGAAUAUAUAUGCUACAAAAUUAUAUCACGAAUAUUUAAUAUUAUUAAAUAAUAUAAAGAAGAAUAAAAUAAUGUACCUUGAAUAUAUAUCCAUCUUUUUUAAUGAAAAUCCUAAUAUGAAUGAGGAUCUUUUAAAUGAUAACAUAAAAAAUAAAAAUGACCUUCAUGAAGAACAAUAUGUAUACAAAACUAAAACAAAAAGUUAUUAUAUAAUUAAUAAUAAUAAUAAUAAUAAUAAUAAUGAUUUUUUUUCUAUACAGGCAAAUAAAUCCUUUAGUUCUAAGUUAUUUAUUUCAGAAGACAAUAAAGAACCUCAAAGGAUAUUGAGAAAAUUGAAUUGUAUAAAAAAAUGGAAUAACAACAUGAUGAUAUAUUUUGAUACAUUAUGUGAUCCUUCAUCACAGGAGGAUUUAAAUAUUUAUACAUAUUUGGAUGAUAUAGAAAAUAGAAAGGAAGAAGUGGAUAAGAAUAAAAUCAUGAGAAAUCAAAAUAGUGAUCAUAAUGAUGAUUGUAUUAAAGCAUUAAAUAAAUGUAAUUAUAAAAUACAUAAUUCUAAUGUAUCCGAACAUGAAGGAGGAUCAUCCAAUAUGGAUAUGACACAUGAGAAAGAGACUAAAAAGGAUAAUGAUAAAUUAUAUUAUUCAUCUUAUAGUAGUAAUGAAGAUAAUAAAAACGAGACAUCUACUAAUUACUUUAGUAGUGAUAUGUCAAAUUCAUUUGUUUCUAUAGAUCAGGAAUCUUAUUAUUAUAAUGAAGAAAAUUCAAAAAGAAUGAUAAAUAAAAGGAAAAAAGAAAAUAUGAAAUAUAUAGAAGAAGAUAAUUUAUAUUUAUUAAUAAUACGAAAAAAGAAAAUAGAUAAUAUUAGAAAUAAUAUACAUAAAUUGGUAUUAAAUAAAAGUAAUUUCAUAGAUAAAUUAUUGUCCAUAGUUAAUUGUAAUCAGGAUGCUUAUCUCAUUAAUGAGAUUUUGUUAUUAUUUUUAUUAUUUUCAGAAAAUUCUACUGAAAUUAAAAAUAUAAUAACAUAUGGACGAAUCAUAGAAACCGUGAUGAAGAUGAUUAAAGAGGAACAUACAUGUCUUUUUGAAAAAUCUAAAGAGUUGUAUUUUUUAAUAAAUGACAUAAAUCUAAACAUGUAUGAUAAGGAAAAAACAAAAAUUUUUAAUUACACGGGUUAUAUGGAACAUAUGAGAAAAUAUCAAGAUGGAAUAGAAAUACAAAAUAUUGAUACAAAUAUUGGAGGUAUGGAUAAUUAUAGUAAUUAUUAUCUUAAAAAGGAUGUGUUCAAAAGUUUGGAGGUGUCGAAUAAAAAUAAUAAUAUUGAUAAUAUAUUAUGUAGAAAAGAGUGUGAUGAAAGAUUAAAAGAGGCUAAACAAAUUGAUAACGAAAAAGGGGGGGAAAAAAAAAAAGUAGAUACAUAUAACAUACAUAAUGAUAAUAAUAUAUAUAAUAAUACAUAUUAUUAUAAUAAUAUUAUAAAUACCUUUCUUGAAGAAAUACAAAAUACAAAUAAAAAAGACAAAGAAAUGGAAUUAUAUUUAGAUAAUAUUUCAAUAAAUAUAGAUAUAAAAAGUAGUUUGUUACUUUUAAAAGAUUUAAUUAUUAGCAGUGAAUUUGGUUUAAAAUAUAUAUACGAAUUAAAUAUGUUAGAAGAUUUUAUACUUAUUAUUAUUAAUUUAUAUAAUAUUAUUUUAUAUAUAUAUAAAAAUGAUCUGUAUAAAUAUUACCAUAAUACAUUAUAUUUUAUCAAUAUAUUCUUAGAAAUUUUUUAUAUGUUAUCUCAUUAUGAAAAUAAAAAUAAAGACCAAAUCGGUUUAAAGAAAUUGUUACCUCUAAUAAAAAAUUUACAAUUUUGUGAAAACUCUUUUUUUUUUCUAUUUAAAUUUAUAUAUAUAUAUAUGUAUAAAAUUAUCAAAAAUGUAAAUAUAUAUAAUUCUUCUGAAAAUAUAAGGAAUUUUAAAAAUCAUAAAGGAUAUGUGGAUGCAGAUCAUUAUUCCAAUUUUAAAAAAAAUAACGCCCAUAAAAAAUGUCAUGAUGAUAAAAAAAAUAGUGAUGAUGGUAAAAAAAUUAGUGAUGAUAAAAAAAUUAGUGAUGAUAAAAAAAUUAGUGAUGAUAAAAAAAUUAGUGAUGAUAAAAAAAUUAGUGAUGAUAAAAAAAUUAGUGAUGAUAAAAAAAUUAGUGAUGAUAAAAAAAUUAGUGAUGAUAAAAAAAUUAGUGACGAUAAAAAAAUUAGUGACGAUAAAAAAAUUAGUGACGAUAAAAAAAUUAGUGACGAUAAAAAAAUUAGUGAUGAUAAAAAAAUUAGUGAUGAUAAACAAAAUAAUGAGUAUAAUAAUAAAUGUCUUGAUAAGAAUGAUCACAAAAUUUUUCUUCUUUGUAAUAAUAAUAGUUUAUCAAGUUUGUGUGCACAAGAUGAAAAUGACAAAGUAUUAAACAUUUUUAUAAACCAACAUUUUAUACAUUUUUUUAAUAUUUUAUGUAGAUUUUUAUAUUACGAUGAAGAAUGGUGUAUUCAUUUUUUAUUUAAUAAUUAUAAUAAAGGUUCCAAAAAAAGUAUUGAUAUACAUAGUGAAGAAAAUAUUUUUAUUGAGGCUAGUUUUAAAAUUCAGAAUUAUUUUUUUCUAGAGGAUAUAUUAACUUAUUAUUUAAACAAUUUAAAAGAAGUAAAAUAUAUAGAUAUGUUAUUGAUACUAUUAUUUUAUUGUAAAAAUUAUGUUAUUCAAAAAAAUAUUUAUGAAUUUUUUAUUUGUUUAUGUGAAAAGUAUACCAUUUUAUCGACUUAUCUGAAUACACUAUUUUUUGUUGAUCACACCAUAUUUUAUUAUUUUAUUAAUUAUAUUAUGGAGAGUAUAAGAACGUCUUUUCUGAGGAUAAAAGAUAAAAUGAUUCGAAAGGAAAAAAAGAAAAAUAAUAUUAUAAAAAAAUAUGAUAAUGAAGAUAACACAAAUAAAGGAAAGUCUAACGAUUCGUAUACAGUAUUAAAUUCAUGUAAUAAUAAUAAUAAUAAUAAUAAUUAUAUUAAUGAGAAUAUUAUAUAUGAUCAUAAUAAUAUAUCCUUCUGCUUUUUUGUUAAUUAUAUGAACGACCUAGAGUUUUUAAUAAAAAUUUUAAAUAUAAUAAAUGUAUAUAUAAAUGACAAAGAUGAAAAGAAUGAAAUAAUAGCUGAUAAUAAUGAUAUGGCAAACAUCGAUUUAAAUUUUGAAGAAAUUAUUUAUUAUAAUAGUAUAUAUAUAAAUAGGUUGAAAGGAAAAGAUAUGUAUGGUUAUUUAAAAAAAUUAAAUAAUAAUUUAAUGAGAAAUAUUUUAAUAUUAAGAAUAAAUAAUAUUUUAUAUAAAUAUAAUAAUCAUCCUAUUGAUGAUGAAUAUAUAUAUGGAUCAUUGAAAUAUCUAUUAUAUUUUUUAUCUAACAAAUUAAUAUGUAAAAAAAAAAUAAAAUGUCUUAUAUGUGUAUAUAUUAGUAUACUUAUUAUAUAUUAUUUAAGAAAUGAAGAAAUAAAAAUUAUGUUAAUACAAUAUAUUAUACAGAAUCAUUUAUUCAAUGUUUUAUAUAAUUUAUUAAAUUAUUAUUGUACAUAUAAAUUUAGUAAAAAAUAUUCCUUCCUUUCUUCGUUAGUAAAAAAUAAGGAUUUACAUAUAAAUAUUAAAAAUGUAUUAGAUAUAAAAAGAAAUAAAUAUAUCUUCUAUUAUUCCAAUGAAAAAGCACUUUAUUUUAUACACUAUAUUUAUACAAAUUUUAUACAUCACUCAUUUUUAACAAACGUUUUUGAACAAAAAGGAAACUUUUUUUUAUAUAACCCUGAAUUAAAUAAUAGGUCAGGUUUAAGAAAUGUUGAGGAAACAAACAAAAAAAAAAAAAAUAAAAAAAAAAAUAAAAAUAAAAAAAUAAAAAAUAAAAAAAAUAUAAAUAUAAAUAUAAUACAAAAUAAAAAAAACAUAAAUGUAAUACAAAAUAAAAAUGAAGAUAAAAAAAAUCAAUAUCUAUUAAAUUAUAAGGAUAAAAACUAUGAUUAUAUAUAUAACAAACAUUUUCACAAUAAUAAUGAUAUAUUUACUUUAGAUGAACAUAAAUCCUUUUAUGAUAAUGAUUUUAAAGGGGAAUCGAAUUUUAUGCUUGCACAAAAUAAAGAAAUAUCAAAUGAUAGACAUUAUAAUUUAUAUUCCGCGCCUUCCAAAAAGAAUGGAAAAAAAAAUAAGAAAAAUAAAUUAAUAAAAGAUAUAAAUGAAGAUUUAUGCUAUUUACGAAAAAAACUAGACAAUCAAGAAAUAGAACAUAUACAAGAAAAGGUUUAUUUAAAUAAAAUCAUUGAAAAAAAGAAUGAUAUCAUAAACAAUAUUUUAUAUACAUAUGUAUUAUUAAAAGAAAAGAAUGAAAAAACAGAGGAAGAAAAUGUGCACUUGAAAAAUGCAUUAUUAUUAAAAGAAAAAGAAAAUGAUAUUAUUUUAAACAAAAAUAUAGAUACUAUUAAAAAUGAUUACAUAAAUUUAUUAAAAAUUUUGGAGAAAACGAAAAAUGAAAAGGACAAAAUCAAUACACAAUUAGAUAAUUACACUGAUUUGUUAAUAUAUUUAUAUGAUAAUAUUAAAGAAUGCAGAUUGUAUAUGCAAAAUAUUGAAAAUAUUACUUUCUUUAAAAAUAAAAAUGAAAAGUAUAAUCAAGAAAAAUAUUUCAAUAUACAAGAGAAGACUGAUCAAUCAAUAGAACAUUCAAUUAAACCGGUUCAUAAGGAUGAAAUAAAUAAUGUCAUCCAUGUGGUGAAUCCGAUGGAUAAGAUGAGUGUAGAUAAUAAAAGUAUAAAUAUAGUAAAUGAAAUAUGUGAUAAUAUUAAUAAGGAAAAUGAAAUGAAUGAAAAAAAAAAUAAUAUGGAUGAAAUUUAUUACCCUGAUAAAAAUUACAAUUAUAAUGAAAAAAGGGAACCAUUGGAUAAUUUAAUGUAUAAUCAAAUGAAUAGAAAUGGAUUGUAUCAAAAAGGUGAAGAAAUAUAUGAACAGUCAUGUAAUGAGAAAAAUACGCAGCCAUAUAAUGAGACAAAUAAGGAGCCAUAUAAUGAGAAAAAUACGCAGCCAUAUAAUGAGAAAAAUACGCAGCCAUAUAAUGAGACAAAUACGCAGCCAUAUAAUGAGACAAAUAAGGAGCCAUAUAAUCAUACAAUUGAACAAACAUACACUCAACAACAUGAACAUUCAUAUAAUCAUACAAUUGGACAGUCUUAUAGUCAACAAUAUGAACAUCCAUAUAAUCAAACAAAUGGACAAUCAUACCCUCAACAACAUGAACAUCCAUAUAAUCAACCAUAUAAUGAAAUGUACGUACAGCCUUAUGACACUUCAAAUUAUCAAUCAUAUAAUCAAAUGUAUGGGCAAUAUUAUGAUAAUACAAAUUUUGAAACAUAUAAUCAGAUGUAUAAUCAACAUUAUGAUAAUGCAAAUUAUCAAACGUAUAAUCAAAUAGAUGACAAUAAGAAUAAUCCAAACUAA
Plasmodium falciparum 3D7 is the source of this 6390-nucleotide messenger RNA. RefSeq lists its product as uncharacterized. Lineage: Eukaryota; Apicomplexa; Aconoidasida; Haemosporida; Plasmodiidae. The record is from RefSeq and is a predicted model, not a curated record.